UGGGGGAGGCUGUCGUCGAGCUUGAGUGUGCCGUUGCAAGCUGCCCAAAACCACACAAAGAAAACCGAGCGGACAAACGUUGGACGACACGCCGUUAAAUAUGGGCCCGCCGGGAGACAGACCACGCCACAUGUCGACUGAAAGAACGGAGGAUUUCAGCUGGAUUGUCGAUUUAUCUUGACAUGGCAUGCGGCAGGGCGAGUCGGCGGUUGUGACGACUGAAGAAAAAAAGAAAGAAAACAAGCGCUGCAAACAACUCGAAACUUCAGACGCAGAAAGGGGGAGAUCUGGUUUAACUAACGCGUAUCGCGGCCUUCAGCGGUAGUCGUUGGUUCGCCAUUAAAUCCCUUGCUGUUUUUUGUCGAUUAAGUUGUCGACGAGACGCGACUGAAGCUAACUGUACCUAGCUAAAAUGCCUCGCACGAGCAAAACCAGUUAGUCAGUCACCCCUGACGGUCUCUUGACUCUCUCCGCACUGGCAGUCGCAUUGAACCUGGCGAGAAAAUGUAAACGCGUAGAAAGAUGACUGUACGCUAGCUAGCCAACCUCACGUGGGCCUCAAUUAAGCCAAUCCGUCAGAAGAUAAGAUGUAGCUUUAUCGUCGGUUCACUACUAGUUAGUGUCGGAAGUGACUGCCUAGAUUAGCUUGCUAGCUCACCUUAGCUAGUGUGCUAAAAAUACGCCCACAUCAUGACUAUCGGCAGUGGCAGCACCGCGGGCCGUGGGCCGAAUGAGUGGCAGUAAAAAGUUUAAGGAAAUGUCAAGGUACUUUCGCAGUAGUCUUCGAUGUUACCCGGUGCCACCAUCUCCUGGCAUCUGUAUUUAACAGCCAUGUUCGUCCGUCUCCCCAAUCCGUCUUUAACACGCUGUAUCUACGGAUAAACAAACACAAAACGACAGCAAUGGAGGAGGGACUCUGAAAUGACCCAAAUAAUACAAUAUUUGUCGACUUGCUAGUCUCUGUAGUCCUCAAUUUCACUAGGAAAAAUGUAUGGUCGGUAUGGGUUUUUACAGUAGUAAAUAUUUCUGUUGAUUUCAGUACAAUUCUCAGUAUAAAAGACACAUUUGAGUUGCUCUUUUCUUUAAGACUGUUAAUCCAUUGUUGAUGGCAGGUUGAAAAAUGCUCAUGUAGCUUUAAAAUCAUGUCUUAAAACAUGAAUUUCUGAACAAGUAAUAAGGACAUGUAGUCUUAGAUUGUAGACCAAUCCCCUCCUAAGCACUGCCCUUUUACAAUAAACAAAAAUGACUUAGUAUUGUUUAUGAUUUGUCAAACUUCUCAGUUGGUAGUGGGUAUCUUCAAGAUCUAGCCUAGAGUUGUUUUGAUGCGUUGUUUCUGCAAAGGGUAGCUACCUCCAUCCUUUAUCCAACGUAUACUAAAGUACAGAGUUUUGCCAAAAUAUUCUGCACAAGAGACGACCGUACCAUCAAAAUCUAACCAUGGGGGACCCAACUUCACGAAGAAAUCAAACAAGAAACCGACUGCGAGCUCAACUUCGGAAGAAACGGGAAUCUUUGGCUGAUCAGUUUGACUUCAAGAUUUAUAUAGCCUUCGUUUUCAAAGAAAAGAAGAAGAAGUCUGCACUUUUUGAGGUAGCUGAAGUGGUGCCAGUGAUGACCAACAACUAUGAAGAGAACAUCCUACGAGGUGUGCGAGAUUCCAGCUACUCUCUCUCGAGUUCAUUAGAACUCCUGCAAAAAGAUGUCGUGCAACUGCACGCCCCCCGAUACCAGUCAAUGCGAAGGGAUGUGAUAGGCUGCACACAGGAGAUGGACUUCAUCCUUUGGCCACGCAACGAUAUUGAGAAGAUUGUUUGUCUACUGUUCUCCAGAUGGAAGGGGGCCGAUGAUGAACCGUUUAGGCCUGUUCAGGCCAGGUUCGAAUUUCAUCAUGGAGACUACGAGAAGCAGUGCUUGCAUGCUUUGGGUCGUAAAGACAAGGCUGGAAUGGUCAUGAAUAACCCAACUCAGUCUGUAUUUCUCUUUAUGGAUAGACAGCACUUACAGACUCCUAAAACCAAGGCCACAGUGUUCAAGUUGUGCAGCCUCUGCCUAUACUUGCCUCAGGACCAGCUGACCUGCUGGGGUGUGGGAGACAUCGAGGAUCACCUCCGCCCAUACAUGCCUGAUUAAGGCUUCCUGCAUUUAACAGCCACACAGGAAAAAGCCCUUUCCCUCCUUCCUGCCUAAGCCUUCAGAAGCAAAUUGAUGUACUCAUCUCCAUUCAUUUCCUGUUAAAAGAUUUGAACUUGUGCUUGGAUCUCUCCCGUUUUUGUUACCUACCCGUUCUCCCCUCCCUGACCCGAGGCUGAUUCAGUUCCCAUCCUUAUCUUUUGUUCCUCAUGCUGCCAAUGUUUUCUCUUUCUGCCGUUUUUUUGGAUUGGUUCCCCCGUUUUUCCCCUUUUACUCCCUCUCCAUUCCCGCUUACUCACUCAUAUUUCUUUCAUUUGAACCUGCACGAACAUUGAUUUUGAGUGGUUGGUGGUUCUCUUGGAGCCGCACUAUCAACAGCACGGGUCAUUGAAGGAACUCUUUAUGUUGCAUCAAAACAGGAACAAACAAUACACAGGUCUUCACGGUGGUUUUCAGAUGGACGUGUUUAAUAACCUUGUUGUCAUAAGAAAGGUUUGUUCAAGCUUGUUUGUCAUGUCGAUGGGGUUUCUAGAACAACUUGACACAAUCUUUUGACCAAGGACAGGUGUGAAAAGGUGUUUAAACACCUGUAUAAGUAAAGAAACAAUAUUUGUCAAAUCAUAUGGUGUAGGUAUUGCUUCUUUACAACCGCCUUAGUUCUUUUUUUUUUUUGCUGGACUUUAAAAAAUGUUUUGGUGUCAUCUGCUUUCCUCUAAGAAAUGCUAGGCAGGUCUUUGCUAAAAUCUGGAGUGGCUUGAAAGGCAUUGUACACCAAGUCAAGUGUUGGUUAGAUGGUGGAGGUCGUUGUCACCGUUCAUUUAAGCUACUGAAAUCUGUUUUAUUGUUUGUUUGAGAUGUGGGGUGGUGAAAAACUGAACUGGUGACAUACUUAAUGUUUAACUUGCUUAACAAAGUUGCUAAAGCUAACUGAUUUGUUUUAUUUGACUUACUAAAUUGAUAAUUUGCUGACACGCUCAAAUUAAAAUUGGCUGUGCUUGUCAAAGAAUGUUAAGUACAUAGUAAAUAUAAUUUUGCUCCUUGUUGAUUUAGUGUGUUCACUUAAGGGUAAUAGGCGUGUAACUUCUGGGUUUUUCUGUUGAUUUUCAAAUCAAUACUGAGCAUAUCUCAAUACAAUGCAAAUUCUGAAAGCAUAA
Pungitius pungitius (ninespine stickleback) is the source of this 3284-nucleotide messenger RNA. It is a transcript of the gene c17h6orf62, whose product is annotated as chromosome 17 C6orf62 homolog. The coding region runs from base 1438 to 2130 and encodes 230 amino acids. The transcript has 5 exons. NCBI's taxonomy places the organism in Eukaryota, Metazoa, Chordata, Actinopteri, Perciformes, Gasterosteidae. The record is from RefSeq and is a predicted model, not a curated record.